GAGCGUCAACCGUGCGUGUCCAGCAGCCGACGUUCACCGUGUCUGGUCGAGGUUCGUCGUCUCUCUCUGAUAGCCAAUUCACACUUCUCAUUGCUAUACCCAAAGAUGCCGACCUUACCUUCUCGCAAAGCGAUGGAAGAAAUGAAGCGACCUGAGAUCCAGAAGCUUUGCAAGGACAAUAAUAUCAAAGCCAAUUUGAAAACAGAUGCUCUCAUCGAAUUACUGCUGGACAAGAAGACUGAAUCGACCACACCCGUUACACGAACGCGCCGUGCUGUCUCUACUAGACACUCGAGUAUGAUUGUCCAUGAAGCUGACGAGCAGGAAGAAGACCAUGAGGAGGAAACGGAGAACCAGCCUGAACCUGAACCAGCUAACGAGUCGUCAGUCGUCCCUGCACGAUCGCGGAAGAAAGCGAAAGAGACGCAAACUCGUCUCGGUGUAGGGCGUCCAGCUGUUGCCGGUGGUUCCGGGCCUCGUGCCGUCACCAAAUCGGUCAGCGUAUCUAAAGGGAAGCGUGGCAAGAGCAGCAGAGUAGUAAAACCGGCGCAGGAGACCAUUCCAGAAGAAGUUGAGGAUGCGGAUUCACCACUAGUUCCAACGGAAUCUGAACCUGUCGCUGGUCCUUCUGAACCGACUGAGGAGCCCAGUGCAUCAAUAUCAACUAUUGUUGAAUCUGCAUUACAACCACUUACACGGCAACUUCAGUCACUGCAAGCUGAGUUGCAACAAGUUCGGAAAGAGGUGGCUGCCAUUCAAGCAUUGGAACAGAAAAUCGCAGCUCUCACCGCCUCGAAUUCAGCACAGGCCGCCACCAUCGCCUCCCUCCAAGCUGAUUUGAGAACUCUUCAAGAGGGAAACGUCAUCGCCAUGAACCCUCGCUUAAUUAUCACGAAUCCUUCUACUCCACAAUUGCGCAGUCCUCUGCCUCAGGUUAACAGGCCUUCCAAACUAACGAAUAAUGCCGAUCUACCCAAUCCCGGUAUUGCGCCAACCUUGCUUGGCAAACGGAGUCGUGACUCUACCGCCAGUAACAUGACUGGUAUAAUUGAGGAUGGCGAGCAGCAUAGUCUGAGCGACGCAGAACUUGCCAAUGCAGUUGUCCGUCCCACCAAAAAGCGACCCAAGCUGGACGAAGACGCUGAUAUUGUGUCUGGUGCAGAUGGACCUGCGUUUGCAGUUUAUACGGGCGAGGAGGAACCAUAUGUUGACCCUCCUCCUCCAACACAACGCCUUCCCGAUUUUUACGGACCCUCAUCGCCCAGUGCUUCAGGCUUGGAUCGUCAGACAACCAGUACACAGAAUGCGACGGAGAACCAACAUCCAUUCACAUUUGCCUUCACGCCUACGCCAGCAGACGUCCCGUUCGAUAUGCCCAACUUCCCUUAUCCCGAAGCCCCAACGUCCCCUUCUCCAGCUGGGACUUCAAAUGCCAAUCCCUCCUUGUUGCGACAAGGAGAGCGAACCGACAUCUUCCAGUCGUUUGGACUUCCUGCACCAACGCGACCACGUUCGCGUCUCACCAGUGCCUCCACGCAUCGCUCAACAGCAGACAACGCCACAUUGAAUAAACCGGAAGAUGCGCCGUCUUAUGGUCUUCGUGAUGCUUUACCUGACUUGGACUCGCAAUCUGCUCUCACUCGUACCAUGUACGGGACCGAGUCAGACGAUCGUUUUGGGGAUUUUGGCUUCCAGGGUGUUGCUAGUGCUGCCACUGGUAUAUGGCCUGGUGGUCGUUUCUGA
Molecule: messenger RNA, 1743 nt
Organism: Mycena indigotica
Lineage: Eukaryota; Fungi; Basidiomycota; Agaricomycetes; Agaricales; Mycenaceae
Exons: 7
Coding region: 106-1743 (545 amino acids)
Source: RefSeq, a predicted model, not a curated record